AUGUCCUUUGAUGGCCGACUUUCUUUUCUGAAGAAGCAAAUUGACGACUUAAAAAAUGAAAUCCGUAAAGACUCUGUAAAAGAAUUAGCAUUAUCACAAAGAAAUGAGGUAGCAACUCAGAAAAUUAAAGAAAUUUCAAAAAAAUCAGUCCAUGGCAAUUGUAUAAAAGAUAUGAAUUUUAAAGGAAAGAAAAGAUUAGGUGGAUUUUCCUGCCAACUGUGCCAGUCAUUACUUUCUGCAGGGCAUUCUACAGGUAGCUGCAAACAUCAUCAAAAGCAAGUGAGAUAA
Molecule: messenger RNA, 288 nt
Organism: Blepharisma stoltei
Lineage: Eukaryota; Ciliophora; Heterotrichea; Heterotrichida; Blepharismidae
Source: the annotation of a GenBank genome assembly